Molecule: messenger RNA, 2339 nt
Organism: Molossus molossus (Pallas's mastiff bat)
Lineage: Eukaryota; Metazoa; Chordata; Mammalia; Chiroptera; Molossidae
Gene: TEKT1
Product: tektin 1
Exons: 9
Coding region: 984-2306 (440 amino acids)
Biological process (GO): cilium assembly; cilium movement involved in cell motility
Cellular component (GO): microtubule cytoskeleton; nucleus
Source: RefSeq, a predicted model, not a curated record
GCGAACAGGGGAGCAGGACCACCUUCCUUAGGUGUCCCUGCUCCAUCAGUGCCGAGGCGGGACGCGCGCCCGUUUUCAGCGGCUCGCCUUCCCACGGUAGGAUACGCGGACAUGGGGUCCAGAACCCCAGAACUCCGAUCCGAGAGCCAGGACGGUGUACCCCGCCAGGGAUCCAGGCGGGAGCCAGCCGAACCGCGCUCCUUAAGCAGCUGCUCCGCCGAGGGGCGGAGAAUAUGACUAUGAAGUGCGAGCUCCUCCUCACGCUAUGGAUGGGCGUCGUGUUUCAUAUUCACGACGCUUCGCGAUUCUGCAGGAGGCUUCUAACUGCUCCGGAGACGAGGGGCCAGGCUUUGAGGGGCCAAGCCUGCUCGGAUCGGCUGACUCUGGAGGAAGGUGCCUUCGACUGGCUGGUGUAAGGACGGCGCUGUCUACGAUUUGCGCGGGAGAUUCGAAUACCCACUUUCUUUGUGGACGAGGACUCGCGCCUGCUCUGUGGCUUGGUGGCCCUGGGCCUGCCGCGGCUGCGAGGACCUUGAGGCAUCGUCCAUCCCAACCGCACCGUACACCUGGGGGUCCGAGACCCAGCGGGGGCAGCACGGCCCGAGGUAACCCAGCCCGCGGCCGGGCUAUGGCUAGUGGGUCUCCUGACUCCCAGCUUGGGCUUUUGGCCGCUCUCUCCUGCCUGGUGUCCCGCAUCUUAGUGACAGGUUGAGAUGGCAGAGCAUCUGGCUCCACCGCUCCCAGGUCACAUCCCGGUAUCUUGUGCGCUGGGAACUGUGGAAUUCGCGCCUGCGCAGGGCCUUCCGGAGAAGCUGCUUCGAGGUGGACCCCGCCCCUUUGGCGACACGUCUCUGGUUGCCAUGGAGACCGCGUUGUUUACAGAGCCGGGCGUUCCAGUUGUGAUUAGGAGGCUCUCAUCCCCAAUUGGUGUCGUUGUUCUCUGUAGCUCUGAGUUAAUCUAAAAGAGGUCUGCCUUUGAUCAAAUGGCCAAACUACUGCAACCUCCACCCAAGUUCCUGCCCUUGGAGUGGCACAUUGCUAACAAGAGCCAGUACCACAAGGCGGAGGCCCAGAGGUCCCGGUCCGAACGCCUGGUGGCAGAAAGCCAGAGGCUUGUGGAUGAAAUUGAAAAGACCACAAGAAAAGCUCAAAGUGAUGUGAACAAGAAACUAGAACAGAGACUUGAGGAAGUCAGAUUCUGGAAGAAGGAGUUAGAUGACAAACUCGAGCAGCUUGUGUAUGUGACCGAAGAUCUACUCACCUAUCAGAUCAGGCUGCAGAAAGCCCUGGAGAGCUUGAAAGAGCUCUUGCACAUCACUCAGACGUGUCUGGAAUACAGGGAGAAGCGCGUGGGCAUCGACCUGGUGCAUGAUGAAGUGGAGGAGGAACUGAUGAAGGAGGCUGAGAUCAUCCGGGGGGUGAUGGCCCUGCUGACGCGCACCCUGGAGGAGACGACCGAGCAGAUCCGGGUCUCCCAAGAAACCGUAGGUGCCAUCUGGGCCUUCCAGGGGAAACCUUUACCUUCUCCAUUCAGGCUGAACCGCUCUGCAAAGUACAACCUUGAAAAGGAUCUGAAAGACAAGUUUGUGGCCCUGACCAUUGAUGACAUCUGCUUCUCACUCAACAACAACACGCCCAACAUCCGAUAUUCUGAGAACGUCGUGAGGAUUGAACCGAACUCUGUGAGUCUGGAAGACUGGUUGGACUUCUCCAACACCAACGUGGAGAAGGCUGACAAGCAGAGGAACAACUCUCUGACGCUGAAGGCCCUGGUGGACCGAGUCUUGUCCCAGACGGCCAGCGACCUGCGCAAGCAAUGUGACGUGGUGAACACGGCAUUCAAGAAUGGGCUGAAGGAGACCAAGGACGCCAGGGACAAGCUGGCUGUUCAUCUGGCCAAGGUCAUGGAGGAGAUUGCUUCCCAGGAGAAAAAUAUAACAUUUCUUGAAAAAGCCAUCCUUGACCAAGAAGGUCCUGCCAAGGUGGCUCAUACACGCCUGGAGGCCAGGACAUGUCGACCGAACGUGGAGCUGUGUCGGGACUCGGCCCAGGACAGGCUGAUCAAGGAGGUUCAUGGGAUCACCCACAGCAUUGCAAGAUUAAAGGAGACGUUAGCCCAGGCCCAGGUGGAGCUGAAAGGGCUGAAUCGCAGACAGCUCGCCCUGCAGGAGGAGAUCCAGGUCAAAGAGAACACCAUCUACAUUGACGAAGUGCUGUGUGUGCACAUGAGGGAGUCCAUCCCGCCGCGGGAUGGGGGCGACCUCGGGCAGUGGGCGGGGGGCCUCCGCCCCGAUGCUGUCUGCUAGCAGAAGGGACAGUUAGAUGCUCAUUAAACCCUA